This is a messenger RNA of Rhagoletis zephyria (snowberry fruit fly), 1968 nucleotides long. RefSeq lists its product as uncharacterized. The record is from RefSeq and is a predicted model, not a curated record. NCBI's taxonomy places the organism in Eukaryota, Metazoa, Arthropoda, Insecta, Diptera, Tephritidae.
GCUGCCAUCUGUAUAAAAUGGUUAUAAAAAGAUUGAGCAAAAGCAUGGUGCGAAACUAUCUGUCAAAUCAUUUGACACUCAUUUGAAAAUUGUGGCAGUAUUGUGAGCCCCUUUGUUAUUUUGUAUUUGCUAGCGCGCUGUUUCGCGAUUUGUGCAUUUAAUAAUUUUACAUUUUAAUUUUUGUCGAAAGCAUGAAUAGAAGAUUGCCACUGAGAAAGGUAAAAAAAUGGACCCAGGAUGAAAUAAGUAAAAUAAUCGACUAUAUGAUAGAAAAUGGAAAUAUAGAAAAACCAACCGCACGAGCUUACUAUGAAACAUUCCUCAAAAUUUCGCCAAUAGAUGCAUCAUGGGACUUAAUCAAAUGGAAGGUCCGCUAUUUGCGAACAAUUUACACUAAAACGGAGCAAUGGAUAAACUCCACAGAAGCCAGUAUAUUGGAUAACGACGAAUUUGAUGCUAAGUUGACAAAAAUGUGUCCAAAUUAUUACCGUUUACAAAAGAUAUUUGGCGAGAAAAGAGCAGAAAUUAUCGAGAUACUGGAUUCUAAUAGCUCAUUUGCAGACUGUUAUGAUGAAUACGACGAGAACACCCAAUUCACAGAGGACAUAAAAGUUUUUGAAGAUUAUAAUGAAAUGUCCAAUUUUUGCCCUGAAGGAUUUAUAGAACGCGCAAAUAGUACUAAGAAUUCACAUUUCGAAGAUCUCGAACAAAGUGAAAGCACACAAAUUUCAACACCGCAUUCCAUUUUAGUUCCGGAGAUUUCAAUAAACGAACCGGGGUCCACAGAAACUGUUCAAACUGCACCAGAUCUCGAUGCAGAUGCAGCAAUUGCAAAGAAAUUAAAAAAGGAAUCUCUCAGACAAUCUCUUUCCGCUCUGAGUCAAAGUCAAGAAGGUCGUAAUGAAACACAACGCUUGCGGCUUAAAUUUGAAGAGUACAAGUUUGCACAGGAAUUUGCCUUUAUCAAGGAGAAAUUUCAAGCAGAACAAGAGCUAAAAAAGCAAGAGAUUGAAUUAAAAAGAAUGGAAAUAGAAAGUAAUGAAAAGCUGCGAAUAUUAGAAAUGGAAAAAAAUGAACGUAUUGCAAGAUAUGAGCUAAAUUUGCAAUAUAACGGGCAGGGCCGUUACUCAAGUAAUUUGCAUGAAGAUUUGCGUUUAUGAAGAUGCGUGGGAAUACACUUUAAUAGUAGUUUGCCUUAGACUGCAUACAUAGGCAUGGAUGUAUAUGUCGAUACCAAUGCGAAGGGCUGUAAUAGGCAUUUUUCGAGAUAAAUUCUUAUAUUUAGUCCUUUAUAUUUUUUUUUCCAAAUAUGCCUCCGUGCUAAAAGUCAUGGUGACAUCUUCCAAAUACAAGCUUUAUUAGAAUAAUUCUGAGGGCAUUUUUUAUGUUUAUUUAAUCAGUUCACUGCUUUUGCUAUGAAACUUUGCAUUAAGGGUAUUUUGCAUUGGUGGCGACAAUACAUCCUACCCAUUUAAUAUUACAAUUGCGAUAAGUAUACACAAAUAUACCUACAUAUCGUGAUCUGAAAUGCAAAAAGAUGUAACAACAUCGUAACUGAAAUGGAAAAAGUCGUGAGUAAUAUUUUUAUUUAUGUGGCAGUUGUUAUUCGAUGAAAUCCUUCAUAUCAAUCAAAAACUGAAUUUUGAAUUUUUUAGAAGUUAGGACAUUUUGUAUUUCAGCGACGAUGCUUGUUACGUCUUUUCAAGGCGCAAUAAUUCCACCAUGACGUAUUUUUGCACUUCAGGUGACGAUAUGUACUUGGUAUUUAAAAGAUUUUUUUUUUAAUAUGCACUACAAAUUUUGUUAAAGAAACAACCAAAAAUAUGAAAAUUUAUUAAAUGGGUCAAAAUUUAAUUAUAUAUAUAUAUAUAUAUAUAUUGCAUAUUGUUGAUUUGCUCUGGUUAUUACUUUUUACUUAUACACAACUAUUAAAAAUAUCUGCCCAUUUUUGACANGUCUUAUUCGCAA